CAAACCAGUGCUGGUUGCUGCAAGCUCUUGAGUGAAACUUCCAAGGGAGGCUUGCUUUUUCCAAACGGACAUAGAAAAGUCUCCGGUUCUCCAUGCACCUCAGAAGAUGUAACAGCACUGGCUAGAUCUGAUGACAUGUCAAAGAAUCCCCCUCAGCUCUCUGAAACUGAAAUCAAAAGACAUCAAGAUGCAUGAGACGAGGAAUUUCCAUUGAUGCUUUUUAUUCCACCUGUGCAGUCAGUUAAUUCCUCAGCACAUCCCACUGUGCUGGCAACUUUGGUGUAUUUAUAUGAAGCAAAAUACUGGUAAAAUCCUCUUUAACUUUCCCUCAAGACUGCUCGGUGGUUUGACAGCUGCCUGGAAUGAUUUGCUUGCUCGAAGAAUGUUGACUUUGGAAUGGGAGUCUGAGGGACUGCAAACAGUGGGUAUUGUUGUGAUUAUAUUUGCGUCUCUGAAGCUUCUCCAUUUGCUCGGAUUGAUUGAUUUUUCAGAAGACAGCGUAGAAGAUGAAAUGGAAAUGGCCACUGUGCGGCAUCGACCUGAAGCCCUCGAACUCUUGGAAGCCCAGAGCAAAUUCACAAAAAAGGAACUUCAGAUCCUCUACAGAGGGUUCAAAAAUGAAUGUCCCAGUGGGGUUGUUAAUGAAGAGACUUUCAAAGAGAUUUACUCUCAGUUCUUCCCACAGGGAGAUUCCACAACAUACGCACAUUUUCUCUUCAAUGCAUUUGACACAGAUCAUAAUGGAUGUGUAAGUUUUGAGGAUUUUGUUAUGGGCCUUUCAAUUUUACUCCGAGGGACAGUGCAGGAAAAGCUCAACUGGGCUUUUAAUUUGUAUGAUAUAAAUAAGGACGGCUAUAUAACUAAAGAGGAAAUGCUGGAUAUUAUGAAAGCUAUAUAUGAUAUGAUGGGGAAAUGCACAUAUCCUGUUGUCAAAGAAGAUGCCCCAAGACAACACGUGGAAACAUUUUUCCAGAAAAUGGACAAGAAUAAGGAUGGUGUAGUUACCAUAGAUGAAUUUAUUGAAAGCUGUCAAAAAGAUGAAAACAUAAUGCGUUCCAUGCAGCUCUUUGAAAAUGUGAUUUAAUCUCUUGCCGUUCUCUCUUCAGUUAAUGGACAAUAAUGAACAAUUCUGCAGCAACAAAUCCAUAAAGCUGUUGCCACGUUUACCAUAAAACAGGAUUGCUCAGCUUUACACUGAGAUGUGUAUAACACAAAUUAGCUUUGUUUAAUUAAAGCCUUCCUAAUUGAGAUUGUAUUUUUCAAUAGUUGAGGUAAAACAGUCCUGUUAAACAAUGCUCUUGUAGUUCUUCAAACCUCAUUUAAAUCCAGAGAACAAUCCAAAGAAAACAACAGUAUGAAAACUGCAUUACUGCCAUCCCAGCCAUGAUGGAAAAGGUACAGGAAAGAUGGAAAUGGGUAGGAGUUUGACUUUCUAAAAUAUAAAACUGAUUUAAUUUCAUACUCCCAUUUGUAUGAACACUGUCCUCACUCAGGUGUCAGUUAAAGGUUAUUUACAGGUUGGGCACAAUUAUCCCAUUCAUGGAGGCAUACUAGAGUGUUUUUCCAUUUGCCCCAUUCCUGUACAUUAGCAUCACUGGUUUAUGGGAAGUCUUAUCAGAACUCAGGUUGCCCUCUCUGGAGCUAUUGGUUCUGGAUUGAAGAGACAGUUGGAUAGACAUAUGUUGAGCAAGUCAUAAUUCAUCACACAGAGAUUAUGAUCAAAUGAGCACAUGCAGGCAUGCCUGUGUGUCAUGGGAGAGGCAGGUGACCUCAUUAUGCUGUAUGGUGAUCCUACUCUUACAGGGAUUCAUUGUACUCUUCUUCAUUUGCAGCACGGGUGCUGUGGCCUACAUUUUUUUUUAAAUCACGAUCUACUCAUUUUAUAGAAAGUGUUCUUUUUAUAGUAAAAACCUUAAAUGACUCAAAUGAUUCAAUAGUUGCCUGUGGCAAACAUUUUCUGUCCUCAAAACUACCAGUUUAGUUACAAUGCAGACAGAAAUUUACUCAGAAGUUUACGUCCUGAUGGAAAUAAGUUUACUAUUACUGGUAUUUCAGCUGAGCGAAGCAAAAGUCAGAGUGAAUUUCAUUACUUCUAAGAAUAACUUUGGCCAGAUAAAAAUCAAGGACGGGGGAAUGGGAGAAGAAGAAUGUUCUUAUACGUUUCCAGUAUUUCACUGCUUUAAAACAGCCAUAUCCAACAGCAGGCAGCCUGCCACUGGUUAUGUCAAAUGAUUUUUUCCCUCUUAUUACACAGUCAGCAGUAUUGGAGAUGUUUAUUAGCAUAGUAAUGGUAGAGUUUUGAGGGACUGUACACCCUGUUUUUUAAAAAAAUGAUUACAAUCAUUACCAUUGUGCAGAAAAGGCAGAUUGGUACUAUAAAGAUAUAUGAUGGAGGAAUAAAAAAAAUAAGGGAAUAAGUUGUCUCAUGGGCUUAAUCAGUUCCAGCUAACCUCAGCACUAGCAGGUAUAAUGCACUGCACACCCUGUUGAAGUGACAAGGGAAGAAAGAGAGGUGUAGGAUGCCCCACACAUUAACUUUCUCCCUGGCCAGCAUACAAGGAGAGUGACAACUGAACUCAAAGAAGAGUCAUGUUUCCCCAAUACAGUCAGGUAAUUAUUAAAUUACUGUCUGUCCAUCCAGAAAACUAAAAUUACCAGUAUAAGAUAUAAUCCAAUCUGAUUUGUGACAUUUCUGCACAAACGAUUUGAAGAGCUUACAGAUGUAUAAUGAAAGCUGCAAACUGUUUUUGCAAAACUAAAGCAGGCAUCUAUUCUGGUGUAGAGAUGGAAUAGAGAAGCAUGUUGAAGGCUGCUCUGCUAUCACCAGUGUAGGAAUAUGAGUAGUACAAUACAUGUACACUUGAACUUUGCUGUAGUAUGUUUGUGAAAAUUAAAUGUGCACAUUUUUAUAAUAAAAUUAGAAAGACAG
This is a messenger RNA of Sceloporus undulatus (fence lizard), 2929 nucleotides long. It is a transcript of the gene KCNIP4, whose product is annotated as potassium voltage-gated channel interacting protein 4. The record is from RefSeq and is a predicted model, not a curated record. Gene Ontology annotation, molecular function: potassium channel regulator activity; calcium ion binding. Bases 290 to 1084 code for a protein of 264 amino acids. Gene Ontology annotation, biological process: regulation of potassium ion transmembrane transport. Gene Ontology annotation, cellular component: voltage-gated potassium channel complex. The transcript is spliced from 8 exons. Lineage: Eukaryota; Metazoa; Chordata; Lepidosauria; Squamata; Phrynosomatidae.